Syngnathus typhle (broad-nosed pipefish) is the source of this 1736-nucleotide messenger RNA. RefSeq names its product ephrin-A1a (gene efna1a). The transcript has 5 exons. NCBI's taxonomy places the organism in Eukaryota, Metazoa, Chordata, Actinopteri, Syngnathiformes, Syngnathidae. Gene Ontology annotation, cellular component: plasma membrane. Gene Ontology annotation, molecular function: ephrin receptor binding. The coding region runs from base 205 to 888 and encodes 227 amino acids. Gene Ontology annotation, biological process: ephrin receptor signaling pathway; axon guidance. The record is from RefSeq and is a predicted model, not a curated record.
CGACACCCGCGUUCAUUUACUACGGAUCAGUGUGGCUGUCAUAAUCUCUCCUCAUUGCUUCUGCGAAUCUUUUUAUCAAGUUUAUUUUUUUUUCUGGACAAGUCGAUUUGUGAUUUAAUCGCCGUCGAGAGUAAAAAGUUUGCAUUCUGCACAAUCUUACCCGAGCGGGCGUGUGUGCGUGUGCACGCCUCGGUGUCUUCCAGCAUGGAUUUGCUUUGGAUUGUCUGCUCGCUCCUGUGCGUGUUCGCCCGCUUGGUUUCGUCCGAGCGCCACAGCGUCUUCUGGAACGGCACAAACCAAAAGUUCUUGUGGGACGACUAUGCGGUGGAGGUUCGGCUCAACGACUACCUGGACAUCGUUUGCCCGCACUACCCGCAGGGCGAAGGGCCGCAGCUGGACGCCGAGCGCUACGUGCUUUACAUGGUGGAGCGCGAGGAGUACGAGUCGUGCAAGCCGCAAUCGUACGACCAGAUGCGCUGGGAGUGCGGCCACCCGUUUGCGCCGCACGGGCCCGAGAAGUUCUCCGAGAAGUUCCAACGCUUCACGCCGUUCACCCUCGGGAAGGAGUUCCGACAAGGGGAAAGCUACUAUUAUAUCUCCAAGCCUUUACACCACCACGGAGAAGAGUGCCUGCGGUUAAGGGUGGACGUCGUCGCUGCUGACGGCUCGCAGGAGGCCAGGGUGGCCAAAGGAGGCACGGCUGGGGACGCCGUGGGAGGCGGGGGCGGCGUUCACAACCCGUCCAACAGAUUGCCUGCAGCUGAUGACCCGGUGGUUGACCUCCCGGAGGUUCGGAAGAGCGUACGGACCAGCUCGGCGGCGUCGGCGACGUCGCGAUCCGUCCUGUCGUUGCUCGUCCCGUUCUCGUUACUGCUUUUGCUGCACUGAGAAAACGCUCGCAGGUCUUUUUUUUAUUUUUUUUUGUGGGACCACAAUGAAGGGACAGUCUGCGGGGACGAAACCACCGACCGCCUGAGCUCAGCCCUGCGGCCGGCCACAGGGCGAGACGGGAGGACAAAGAGUCGCGUUGGGACGAGCGACCGGGACAAACGCUAUGAAAUAUGAAACUGAACCUACUGCCCUUGGAGCCAAAGAUUGGUCGCCUCCUCCGUCUUGUGCCCCCCCCCCAACCGCCCGCCAUUAUCGUCUUCUAUUUGUGCGUUAUCGUAAUGCUUUCCAGUGGCAUCGGAGCGAUGUUUGUGUUGUCGUCGUCCCCUCCCCCUGAAAUGUAGCAUUGACGGACUGUUGUCAUGGCAACCACACAAUGACACACGCUGACACACUGCCAUCGGAAAAACUUGUUUGUACAUUCUGUGAAGAUAAUUUAUGACAUUGCAUCGGGAGGUUUCCUGUAUAUACCGCGAGUGUGUGUGUGUUGUGUUGUGCGUGAAAGGUGAAAGUUGUGCGACGAAAUGGAUUUGUGCCGAAAACAAACACUGACUUGUGUGGUUUUGUAUUGCGCAGGGAGGCUGGUCUUCUCUGUUUAUUCAGUUUCAUCUCAUCACCCAAAAAAACCCCAUUAAAUUUCAAGUUGAUCAAUAAGCUACGACCGCAUUCAAUUCGGAUGAUUCGAAAAGACAAAGCACGACAGUGUGAUGACAGUUUAAGUCCUUUUUAAUUUUUUUUGUUCUUCUUUUACCAAAACAUUUUUUUGUACAUGUGUAAGUAAAACAAGUGUAUGAUAUGUAAAUACAUAGAAGAUUAUAUAUAUAAAAAAAGAAACCUGUUUGAUAUUU